Messenger RNA from Lachancea thermotolerans CBS 6340, 912 nucleotides. RefSeq names its product putative tyrosine protein phosphatase SIW14 (gene SIW14). Gene Ontology annotation, molecular function: inositol diphosphate tetrakisphosphate diphosphatase activity; phosphatase activity. Gene Ontology annotation, biological process: protein dephosphorylation. The transcript has a single exon. The record is from RefSeq and is a predicted model, not a curated record. NCBI's taxonomy places the organism in Eukaryota, Fungi, Ascomycota, Saccharomycetes, Saccharomycetales, Saccharomycetaceae. Gene Ontology annotation, cellular component: cytoplasm. Bases 1 to 912 code for a protein of 303 amino acids.
AUGGAAGCCACAGGUGAAAGGCACAAGGUGAAGUGGUUUAACGGUGGAAUGGUCCAGAGAAUGGAGGACAGGCUCCGCGAUAUUCUCGAAAGAGACUCGAAUAACUUGUUAAGGCUAUUAAAGAGCGAGGAUGAGGAAUUGGAGCUGAAGUUCGGGCUGGAUACCGGAGCGUACGACCUUCAUCGGAUGAUAGAUGAAGAUGCCGGCAUGAAGAUGCGGGUCGAAGAGAUCAUCAAAAGGUUUUACAUUGAUGCGGUACCUGGUAUUUCCAAUAGGGAGGCACAGCGUGAGAAGGAAGUGACUGGGCAAAAGAACACGGAAAAGCUUGAAGAAGACGUAGACGACGUUUACGACGCCGAGGAGCACAGAGGAAAAUCAGACGCUAUACGUCAAGAGACCUGCGAAGAAGAGGUAAUACCUCCGGAGAACUUUAGUCACGUAGUGGGCGAGAUAUACCGGUCGAGUUUUCCACGACCGGAGAACUUUUCGUUUCUGCAGCAGCGCAUAAAGCUGAAGUCGAUCAUGGUGCUGAUCCCAGAGGAAUACCCACAGGAGAACCUGGAAUUUAUGGCGCGGGCCGGCAUAAAGCUGUUUCAAUUCGGCAUGAGCGGGAACAAGGAGCCCUUUGUGAAUAUACCCUCGGACCUGCUCACCAGCGCACUGGAAGUGGCCAUUAACCCAGAAAACCACCCUGUGCUCAUACACUGCAAUCGGGGUAAACACCGUACGGGUUGCCUGGUCGGGUGCAUCCGCAGGCUGCAAAACUGGUCCCUGACCAUGAUCUUCGACGAGUACCGGCGGUUCGCGUUCCCCAAGGCGCGCGCGCUGGACCAGCAGUUUAUCGAGAUGUAUGACGAGGACAAGAUAAAGAGGAUUGCACAAGAAAAGCAGUGGCUGCCGAUCCAGUGGUGA